Molecule: messenger RNA, 1747 nt
Organism: Punctularia strigosozonata HHB-11173 SS5
Lineage: Eukaryota; Fungi; Basidiomycota; Agaricomycetes; Corticiales; Punctulariaceae
Product: cytochrome P450
Exons: 12
Coding region: 188-1747 (519 amino acids)
Molecular function (GO): oxidoreductase activity, acting on paired donors, with incorporation or reduction of molecular oxygen; iron ion binding; monooxygenase activity
Source: RefSeq, a predicted model, not a curated record
UCAGCAAGCCGCGCUUGGCUCGCAUUCUGGGGCUCGAUGACGUCCAUCGCCUUCUCAGCUAUCACAACUCACGCCCGGAGUUCGCGGGUCACAAGCCUGUACUCGGUGGACUCGAUGAAUGAAUGGCAUUCUCACUCUCACGAUCGCCUGCUCUUAUCUGCUCGCUGCGAGGGUGUAGCCGUGCACCAUGACGGACAAAACUCUGUCUUUACUAGCAGCGUUGCUAUGUGUCGGGCUACCGGCAAUAUGGUUGAGAAGGUGGAGCGAGCAACGCCAGCGUUUCCUGCCACCGGGGCCGAAAGGCUAUCCCCUCAUCGGCAACCUAUUCGACGUGCCCGAUCACCAUGAAUGGGAGACUUACAGCAAGUGGGGAGAGGAGCAUGGAGACAUCGUCUACGUCAAGGUCCUCGGACAGGCUAAUGUCAUCCUGAACUCGGCGGAAGCCAUGCAUCAUAUUUUGGAAAAGAGCUCUGCUGCAUCCUCUGAUCGACCGAAAAUGACUCUCCUGAACGAUUUGAUAGGAUUCUCGUGGCAUUUCGCCUUCAUGCCAUAUGGCGAGAGAUGGCGGCAACUCCGCCGCAUAUUCCACGAGAACUUUAACCCGACAGCAGUCACAUCGUUCUUCCCGAUCCAGCGAAGACAAAGGAUCGAUCUCCUUCGCCGACUCCACCGCUCGCCUCAUCGUUUUGUUGAGCACUUUCAGCACUACGUUGGUGCUACGAUAAUGGAGGCCGUGUACGGUAUCAAGGUUGCUGCCGAAGGCGAUCCAUACAUUGAGACAGCGAACGUUGUGGCGGAAGCCGUGACCGAGGCCGGCACCACCACCCUGAAUCUCGUCGACAGUUUCCCCAUCAUGAAAUAUAUCCCGGCCUGGUUUCCCGGGGCUCGCUUCAAGGCGAAGGCGAAUGAAUGGCGUCAGUACGGCCUCAUGAUGAUCACCAAACCGUUCGAAAGGGCCAAGAGGGAAACGGUGGAGGGAACUGCCCAACCGUCCUUCACUUCCGAGAACCUCGAAGCCCUGUGGUCUACAUGUAGCCAUGAUGACCCUCGUGUCCUUCGCGAAGAGGAACUGAUAAGGGACGCGGGCGCCGCGGCGUACGAGGCUGGCUCCGGUACUACUGCAGAAGCUAUGCAUACGUUCACGCUCGCGAUGGUCCUAUAUCCAGACGUACAGCGCAAAGCACAGGAGGAAAUUGACGCUGUCGUCGGCCCGCAUCGAUUGCCCGACUUCAACGAUCGCCCACAUCUUCCUUACUUGGACUGUAUCAUCACCGAGAUCCAUCGGUGGUACACUGUCCAGCCGUUGGCCCAACAACACCGCGCCUCCGAAGACAUCCCAUACCGUGGCUACAUCAUCCCGAAAGGAGCGACCAUAACACCCAACGUUUGGAGCGUCCUGCGGGACGAACGCGUAUACGGCUCCGACGUCGGCACAUUCAACCCGGAACGUUGGCUCCGUCCAGGUCUUGAGAAUGCCCCUCGUGGGUUCCCGAGCGGUACCUUUGGAUAUGGUCGGAGGGUGUGUCCCGGGAGGUAUAUGGCCGAUAACUCCCUCUUCAUCGCCACCUCGUCUAUCCUUGCCACCUACAACAUCAAGCGAGCCGUCGACGAGAAGGGGCAGGAAAUCCCUGUUCAUGAGAGGUUCACGGAUGGUUUCAUGAUUCACCCCCAGCCCUUCCGAUGUACCAUAGAGCUCCGGAGCGCACAAGCUGAACGCCUUAUAUACGAUGACUCCGAUAUUGGGUGA